AUGAGCCAUCAUCACAACGAAGCUAAAGAUUUAGAUCCUCACGCAGCAAAGCUUGCAGCACAACGCUCGAGUAUUGAUUACACGGAUUUUCCGGCUUUUCCAACCAAGGUAGUGGUGCAUCCAUUGGUGUUGUUGAGUGUAGUGGAUCACUAUAAUCGGGUUGCUAAAGAUACUAAUAAUAGAGUGGCUGGAGUUUUGUUGGGAGAGAUUUCAAAGGAUGGUGUGGUUGAUUGUACGAACAGUUUUGCUGUGCCUUUUGAGGAGGAUCCUAAAGAUCCAAGUAUUUGGUUCUUUGAUCAUUCAUUCCUUGAGAGUAUGUUGGGAAUGUUUAGAAAGGUAACAGCCAAGGAAAAGGUUGUCGGAUGGUACAGCACUGGACCAAAAAUUAGAAAAUCCGAUAUCGAGAUUCAUCAAAUUAUCAAAGAGAAAUACCUUCCUCAUCCAACCUAUUGUAUUAUUGAUGUAAAUCCAGAACAAGAAAACGUGAUACCUACUGACGCCUAUGUUGCAGUAGAAGAACGUGAAGAUCAACAAUCUCAACCAAAGCUUACAUUUACUCACUUGCCAUCUGAAAUUGGAGCAUAUGAGGCUGAAGAAAUUGGUGUUGAACAUUUACUUCGUGAUGUGAAAGAUACAACUAUUUCCGAUUUGGCUUCAUCAGUGUCCACUCGUAUGACAAGCUUAAAGGCUCUGAGAAACAGAUUGAACGAGGUCAAUACAUACCUCGAUCAAGUUGUUUCAGGCAAAAUGCCAGUUAAUCACAAUAUUUUAUAUUUAUUACAAGACGUCUUUAAUUUACUUCCUGGCUUGCACACAAAUGAUGCUAAACAAGCUAUUGGAAAAAAGACGAACGAUACUUAUUUGGCCAUGUACUUGAGCUCUGUAAUUCGUUGUAUCAUUUCAUUGCAUGAUUUGAUCAAUAACAAGAUUGAAAUGAGAGAAUUCGAAGCAAAACAGCUCGAUAAAAAGAAGGAAGAUAAGAAAGAGGACAAGAAAGAAGAAACUUCAAACGAUAAGGAAUCACAAAAAACCUCCACAGACAAAAAGUAA
Messenger RNA from Naegleria lovaniensis, 1050 nucleotides. RefSeq lists its product as uncharacterized. Gene Ontology annotation, biological process: proteasome-mediated ubiquitin-dependent protein catabolic process. The record is from RefSeq and is a predicted model, not a curated record. Lineage: Eukaryota; Heterolobosea; Eutetramitea; Acrasida; Naegleriidae. The transcript has 2 exons. The coding region runs from base 1 to 1050 and encodes 349 amino acids. Gene Ontology annotation, cellular component: proteasome regulatory particle; proteasome complex. Gene Ontology annotation, molecular function: metallopeptidase activity; protein binding.